AUGUUACAUAAAUUAGAAGAACCAAUAUGGUUCGAAAAAACGGUUUAUUUAUUGAAACAUGAUUUUGGAACUUCAGAGGAAAGACAUUCUCUAGCACAAAAGGCCCUUGAAUACUUAUAUUCCGUUGGUGGGAUCAAGGUUCCUGAUUGGGAUUUUCUUCAUGACAUUAUUAGGCCCAAUAUCACAAACUCCAAUUUAGAAGAAACUUCUACUGAGUUUACUGAUAUUUUUAUUCAAAAAGUAUUGUUAAGAGAAUAUUCAGAAGCCUUAGUCAUUUUAGAAUCAUUAGAGAUUAAAAUAAUUCAAUAUUACCAAUACUUGGAAGAGAUUGGGAAACUUUUGGUGUUGAAAAGAGAUUUCCAUGGACUAGAGAAAUUAUCAUAUCGAUUAGAAGGCUACCAUCAAAAUAAUAAAGAAACUGAAUCAAUCAGUAUUGACGAAUUGCACUCAUAUCAACGAUGCAAAUUAAUGCUUACGAUUUCCAAAAUCUUGGAGGGAAAUUUUUUUGAAACAUGUUAUAAUGUAUUUCAACUAUGGAAGGAGAAUCCAGAAAUCAUAUUGAACCAUGUUGGGAAACAUCAUGCUUCUAGUAACAUCCAAGAAAACAUUGAAUCCAUAUAUUCAAAAGAAGAAAUUGAAAAAGUCAUAUUAGUUUCUGUUAUCAUAUCUAUUCCACUAGAUGAAAUGGACAAGUUUUCUCACUUAAUCGAUUUACAAGAUUUUUUCCAAGAGAUGCCCAUUGUGGAGGAGUGUUUAAAAAUGUUAAAAAAUACUCAAUUCAAAAAUUUUUUCCUUAGAUGGUAUGAUGAGAUAAAGCCAAUAUUUGAAAAGAGUAUGCUUUUGGGAUCGUUGUGGAGUAAAGUUGAUUUUAUAAUGUGUAGCAAGAUCUAUUACUUUUAUUUAAAGAUCUCGAGCUGUGUUCGAAUAUCAUAUCUGUCCAAUAUUCUUGGUAUUCGAGAUGAUGUUGUUAGAAGUCAAUUAUUAAAGUUAAUUGAUAUUGGAGGAUUGAAUUUCAAAGUGGAUGAACAAAAUGAUGAUAUUGUUUUAUUCAAGGAAAGAGAUGUAUUAGAUGAAGCAAUAGAGAUGUUAAAGAUUAAUGAAAGACUCAUCACUCAAAAGUUACAACAACGAAAUAACUUGUUUGAAAAUAUUGUGUUUCAAAGUUCACCGAAUCUUAACGGGAAUGUUCAUAGUCGUUAG
Molecule: messenger RNA, 1200 nt
Organism: Henningerozyma blattae CBS 6284
Lineage: Eukaryota; Fungi; Ascomycota; Saccharomycetes; Saccharomycetales; Saccharomycetaceae
Gene: PCI8
Product: Pci8p
Exons: 1
Coding region: 1-1200 (399 amino acids)
Source: RefSeq, a predicted model, not a curated record